This is a messenger RNA of Psilocybe cubensis, 471 nucleotides long. Its product is annotated as Ankyrin repeat-containing protein. Gene Ontology annotation, molecular function: protein binding. The record is from RefSeq and is a predicted model, not a curated record. The transcript is spliced from 5 exons. Bases 1 to 471 code for a protein of 156 amino acids. Lineage: Eukaryota; Fungi; Basidiomycota; Agaricomycetes; Agaricales; Agrocybaceae.
AUGGCGGACGAGAAUAAAGGAGCAUCCAACAAUGAGCGUCUCCUCGCUGCUGCGCGCGAUGACAAUGAGGAUCUUUUGCUUGAGAUCUUUGAGCAAGGGGAUUUUGAUAUCAACUGCCAGGAUGGCGUGAUGCACGGUUCUACCGAUGUGCUGGAACACAUCCUUUCACAUGAAGACUGCGAUGUCGAUCCCAUUAACCGCCUCGACAAAGCGACACCUCUCCAUCUCGCAGUGCAAAUCCAACACACCGACCUGCGCCUGCACAUCUUCGACAGUCUUCUCGAGGCAGGGGCGGAUACUUCAAUAAAAGACAAGAACGGGGAGACCGUCAUUGACCUUCUCCCAGCCGACGAUACCAAGCUUCGUGCACUCAUCCGCAAACACCAGGCGCAGGCCACGAUCUCGCGAGACGACGUUGCUAGCGAUGGCGAAGAUGAAGGCGGGUCGGGAUCGGGCUCUGAUGAAGAUUGA